GGAAAACUGGGAUUAUUAUAAAACCCAUAUUGAACCUUCUCUUUGUUGUAUAUCAUUGUCGUUUUCUUUAGCGACUAUUUCUAACAAAGAGAAAGUUUUCCCUUUUCUGUUUACUAUGACGCAGAGCCAAAUUCUCGGCAAUGGUGGUGACAUGAAGGAAGGAGAAACGGCUCGGAAAAGAAUGAAGAUCUCGGUGCCUCACUUUGAUAACUCGGCACUACUCAAGACUUACUCUAAGUCCUUGAUUGGAUGCUGCAUGAAUCCACCAGAGCAGGAAAUGAAACAGAGGAGGAGAUAGAUACGGUACUGAAGCUGCAACCGUAUCAUUUUGAUGGCGUUAGCACGGUGGCAACCGAAGAAGUCGCAGCUCUUCCCAUCGGAGAUAACGUUCUGGAUCAGGGUGAUAGGUGUUCCGAUGGAGUUCAGGACGGUGCCUACCUUUGAGAGCCUCGGUGAUGCACUUGGACGAACAGUAGCAGUAGAUGUCGAGCACUGCAGAGUGCAGGUGGUGGUGGACGCGUUUCAGGAGCUUUGCUUUGAAACAACUUUGGACUUCAAGGGUGGAGAAUUUUACGAGGGGGAGGAAGCGGCAAUAUCAUUGAGGUAUGAGAAGCUCUUUGGAUACUGCACACUUUGUUCUAGCUUGUGCCAUAAGGAGGAGAAAUGCCCUCUUGCUAAGAAGGUGUCGCCUGAGAAGAAAAGAGAGGGUCGAGAAGGAAAUGGAGGAUGGUAUGAUGGUGGGAAACACGAUGAUCGAGCUCGGAGCUAUAAGGGAGUGGUCAUAAAUGGAAAUCAGAAUCAACAACACAAGGAAAGAGACGGUAGGGACUACUAUGGGAAGGGUAAAGUCAAGAUGGUGGAAGAGGCUGACUCAAAAUGGGUGAAGGUGGCUGAUAGAGGCAAUAAUAGAUCUUCCCGAAGAGAGGAACACCGGGCUGAGGGUCAGGGUCAGGGUCAGGGAGGAAGUAAUAGAUCCUCCUCAGGUCAGUCAGGAGUUCCAAAAGAAGUAGUUCAGGAGGAGGGAGAAAUAAAAAAUGCUGAUGACUCCGAGAAAACUCUUCCCUCUCAGGAUUUUCAAGAAGAGCUGGCCAAGACUCAAGCUGUAGGAUCUGAGGUAAUUUCGGACCCUAUGGAUGCGGAGGAAGGGAUUCAGAUGAUCAAAAGCCUGAUAGUGGAACCGUCAACUUUGGAGGAUGAUAAGGUACUGGACAUGGACGAGUGUAGAGCUAUCUGUCUCGAGCAUGGGAUAGAUAUGGAUGCAGCAGAUGAUCUACCAGAUUGCUCAGAUGGGGAAUUUGAGGAAAUGCUAAAGGAACAAGAUGAUGAAGAAGCUAUUCCAGCAGAUUUAGAAAAUGAAAAUACGGAGGUGGAAAAAGCACCGGUUAAAGGAGAUGUGGCGAAGAAGCAAGGAACUCGCAAGAGGCUUUUUAAGCCUAGCACCGCGGGGAGUACGAAGAUGAGGAUAGCUUCUGCGCUUGUCUCUCUGCGAAAACGAGCUCCGGCAAAGGUAGGUACACGUCAUGAAGAUCACAGCAAGCACCAGGAGAUUAAGGGCACUUCAAACCCGAAGACUGGAAUGAAAAAUCCAUAAUUUAUGAAUCAAAUGUCUCUCGUAUUGGGUUGAAGUAACGGGGUUUUCAGUUAUGGUUUUAAGCUUUUAGUUUUCCAAAUAAGCUCUUGGAGCAUCUAUUUGUUAUCUGGUAUUAUGGGUUUUAUAGAUUCGGGCUGUUGGUGUUUUCUUUGGUUGUCGGUUGUGUUUUCACGUUUAUUUGAUCAUUGGAAUAAUAUUGAGGUUUUCAG
This is a messenger RNA of Brassica rapa (field mustard), 1800 nucleotides long. RefSeq lists its product as uncharacterized. The record is from RefSeq and is a predicted model, not a curated record. Lineage: Eukaryota; Viridiplantae; Streptophyta; Magnoliopsida; Brassicales; Brassicaceae.